ACCUAUUAGGAGUGUUUACAAUGUUUGCCAGUAUUUAUGAACGUCAGAAUUUUAAAUUUAAAUAAUAAUCCUUUAAUGCACCCCAUUCAUUUAACAGGAUGCAAUGAAAACAUUUAAAAUAGGAUCCCAAUCUGACGUUAGGAAUUCUCUCAUUUUCUUAUAUACGUGAAAGUUGAUAAUAUACUAGUAAAAUGCCUACUACAGCUGAAAUCUAUGGUUAUGGUAUCUUAGCUAAUGCAAUAUGUUGCGUAUGUUCUAUUUGUGGAGCUGCCGUUUUGCCAUGUGCUAAACGGUUCUCAAAUGCAUACCACGUGUUUUUGUCUGUUUUUAUGGGUUUAGCUGUUGGGACAUUGUUUACAGGGGCAGUGGUUCAUCUUAUUCCUGAGGCUUUAGGUGUCCAUGGGCAUUCUGAUCACGAGCAUGAACACGAGGAUAACAGUACAGAACACGGCCAUGACGAUCACGAAGCAGGGAUCCAUGUUGAAAAUUACAUCUGGUAUACAAUGGUUGUAUUACUGGGAACGUACGCAUUUUAUCUUCUGGAAAUGAUAAUGACUUUUCUGAAAAAAAGAAAGGGACUUAUAUCAGAAAUCCCAACAACAACUGAACCAGGAGCAGCAACCCUCGGGAACCUUGAUAGUGAUUCCAAAAGAUCAAAAGACUUGUACAGUGUCAAUUCAAAUGGUAAAGUUGAUUUAGGAUCUGAAGACUUGAGAAAAGAAAAUGGUAUAGCCCCACUAGCAUACAUGAUAAUAAUCGGAGAUGCCAUACACAAUACUACCGAUGGUCUGGUGUUGGGAGCAGCUUUCUCGAGCGAUAUAGCUGAUGGGAUUGGUCUUACUAUAGCUAUAUUCUGUCACGAAUUACCACAGGAAUUAGGUGACUUUGCUGUACUUAUUACAAGUGGUUUGUCAUUCUGGCAGGCUAUAUUGGCCAAUUUGUUCUCGUCAUUGACAGCCUUCAUUGGUUUCUUCAUUGGUGUACAGGUAGCGUCGUAUGCAACUGCCGUCAACUGGAUUUAUGCGGUAACAGCAGGAAAUUUCCUGUACAUAUCCCUCGUUGGUAUGUUACCAGAGCUAAUGAAGUUAGGGACUAAAAGUUGGAAGACCUUCUGUUAUCACAACAUCGGAAUAAUAACUGGUGCCUUUAUAUUAGUUGUUGUAGCAGUUUUUGAAGAGCACAUAGAAGUAUGACGUAAACAGACAAUUACAAACCAAUAAUCACUCGUUUUGCUUAGAUACUCCACGUAUUCAAAAACAAGACAUGAUAUUUAUUAUUUAUCUAUAUUUAUUUGAUAUAUUAGAAUAUAUUUAGAACGUCUAUUUCCUUUUUAGCUCACACAACCCAAAGGGCCAUGUGAGCUUUGUCAUCGCUUUGCGUCCGUCGUCCGUCCGUCAUCUGUUGUCCAUCGUCCAUAAAUUUUUCGUUAAAAAAUCUUCUCUUCUGAGAACACUAAAUGACUUGAAACCAGAAUUUGUAUGCUUCAUCUGUAGGAUGUCAACUAUAAAAUGUGUGAUUUUCGUCCAAGUUGAUCAUCCAAUAAGGCCGCCGUGUCUAAAAAUAAAACAUAACGACCAAACUACAGUAUCGGGCAAUAUCUCUAAAACUUUAGCCAUAUUACACUGACAUGAUACAAAUGGUAAACACAAAAACCUCUAUAUACCUUGAAAAUUUUGGAAAAAUCUGUCCACCUGUUUUGGAGUUAUUUCCCCUAAAUAGUUAGUUUUAACUAUUUAGCAUUUCCUUUAAAGCGUAAUUGCAAAAAUUAUCAGCAUUACAAGAUUGAUCCUUCCUGGAAAUUUGUGAAAAUCUAACUUCUUGUUUUGGAGUAAUUGUCCCUGAUAUAUAUUUUUUUCCAACUGUUAUCAGUUGCAGGCUUUAUCGCGAAAACUAUAGGAACUAUGUUAAAAGUGUAAAGGGCAAAAAGGUUCAACACGACAAGAUAUACAUGUAUUGUACACUGAAAAUUGGAGAAAAAUCUGUCAAUCCAUUAUAGAUUUAUUGACCCUAAAAUAAUCUUUCUUGCAGUUUUUGAAUUUUAUUUUAAAAAAUAUGGGAGCUAAGUUAAAAAUUUAAUUUGCAAAAAAGGUUAAGCACGACAAGAUAGUUUAACCCUGGAAAUUUCAGAAACAUCUGUCAACCCGAUUUUGAGUUGCCCCCGAAAUAUACAUUUUUCCAAUUUUUCACUUUUUUGUUGUUGUUUUUUUUUAAAACUAGAGGAGCUAUGUUUAAAGUUUAAACUAUAAAAGUGAUAAGUAUGACAAUAUCUAUCUUCUCUUGUAUUUUUGGCAACCAAUUUGGAGAUAUUGCUCCUGAAAUAUUUGUUUUACUAUGUUUUGUAGCUUUUGCGGUCAUCUAAAAACUUAUAGGACCUAGUUUAAACAUGUAAAUUACAAAAAGAUCAAAAACACAAAGAGUAACUAUACUAUGUGCAUAUAAAAUUCCUACUUAGCAAACUUGCUAUUUUCUUCAUAGAUGAGCGAUGUAGGCACAUGUGUGCCUCUUAUUUUAUAUUUUUGAAGUUAUUUGUACUGAAUAGGGUAUAUUGAGUGUUAAUACAUAUUUUUACAAGAUGAUGAUCUAAGAAAUUUGUAUCAGCUUCAUUAGAGUCCGUAACAAUGAAAUUCAAUACAGUGAUUAUCGUUAUAUGAUUUUCACUGAUUGAAUUAUUAUCUAUAUAGGAGAGUCUGUAUAGAGGGAUCAUCAUUCUUGAUAUUAUUAAAUAAUUUGUACAAUUUUCUGUAUAAUAUCUACUUUAGCACCACAUUAUUUCCUAUUCCUUAUUGUUGGCCUCUUGUUUUCUAUUCUAAAUCAAUUAAUCGUAUCCAGGCACUCACGUAUUAUUAUAUAUUAGUAUAUUAUAUAGGUGUUUUAAGCUUCAACAUCACAGUAGGAAUAUGUUCCGCUAAACACAAUGUAGUAAAAAGAAGUUUAUUUCUGCAUUGAUUUGGCGUGCAGAUCUUACUUUUUAUCUGACAGCCAAAUCCAAACACAACAGACUAUUUGUUAUGCAUUGCGAUAUAAAUUCACAGAUUAGAACGCAGUUGUAUUAUUUUUUUUAUGUAUUUAUUUUAAACCUUUUUUUAAAUAAAGUUGAGCCUUUA
Molecule: messenger RNA, 3104 nt
Organism: Mytilus californianus (California mussel)
Lineage: Eukaryota; Metazoa; Mollusca; Bivalvia; Mytilida; Mytilidae
Product: zinc transporter ZIP12-like
Exons: 10
Coding region: 192-1193 (333 amino acids)
Biological process (GO): zinc ion import across plasma membrane; intracellular zinc ion homeostasis
Cellular component (GO): membrane
Molecular function (GO): zinc ion transmembrane transporter activity
Source: RefSeq, a predicted model, not a curated record